UAUAAACAAAUUCAAAAAUGAAAGACAAAUUAAAAACACAUGCCGAAGUUGUGUUUACUUGUGGAAUGUGUUUUUGGGCCAUUUUAGCCACAAACAUCGGAAUCUGCUCGUUGUCCUGCUCGCUGAUCUAUAAUCGACUUGUAUGGCUGGCUGUAGUUUUUGUGUCGCCUUUCUGCCUGAAGACGUCGAGGAAAUCCCGGAACCACAAGCAAAGUGUACCUUGGUGACUUUACAGCCAGUUUAGAGAUGGCCACCGCGCCAGAGUCUUCAUUUCAAAUGAGGUCGGCCGAUCUUAUAAAAAAGGAGCCGCUGGACUAUGGAGGAUUUGGAGACGUUUACCUGUGUUACCAUGCAACCCUCGGCCAGGUGGUGAUUAAGACCUUGUACACCGGCUCUCUUCGUAACGAGGAUAAUAAAAAGUCACUGCUGGCAGAGGGGAACAUCAUGGCAAGUCUGAACCACGAGCGAGUUGUCAAGUUGCUGGGCGUGAUCAUGGAGGACAGAGAUUGCUCACUAGUUAUGGAGCUCAUCCCCAGAGGCAACCUGCUGGCCAUGCUAGAAAAAGUCACUGUGCCACUGUCCAUCAAAGGCAGAAUCAUAUUAGAGAUUUUGGAAGGGAUGGUGUACCUCACAGAAAGACAUGUCAUUCACAAGGACAUCAAGCCAGAAAACAUUUUAGUAGACAAGGAUUUUCACAUUAAGAUUGCAGACCUGGGCCUGGCCACCUACCAGACAUGGACCAAACUCACGAAGGAGGAGUCUCGCAGGAAGAGUCGUUUGGGCCAGACUGCUGGGACAAGAGGUGCUGGCACACUGAGCUACAUGGCUCCUGAGCACCUGGAGAGUAUACAUACUGUAUCCACUGAGAAGUCUGAUGUCUACAGCUUUGCAAUCGUAGUUUGGGUCAUUCUCACACAGGAAGAGCCAUAUGCAAAUGCCAGGAGUGAGGACCAUAUCAUCCAGUGCGUUCGCAAGGGUGACCGACCAGCGGAACGCCUCAUUCCAGACAACACUCCCAAGGAAAUAAUUCAGUUUAUGAAGGAUUGCUGGGAUCACAAUCCAAAGCGACGACCAACAUUUACAGAGGGCUACGCCAUUUUCUUUCCCUUGUACAAGGAAAAGCUUGAACCACACAUAGAGGAGGAUUUACUUCAGCUGAAGAAAUCAUAUGAAGGCCCAGAUGAUCUUGUUGAUAAGAUGAAAUCGUUAUCAGUAACAAAUGAAUGUUUUUCAGCAGAUUGCCCCGCCCCAUUGUUGAGUUCAGACCGAAGUGUAUCAGUGCCAGUCGAAGCCAGUAUUGAGGACCUGCACGAGUACGAGCCAUCGGUGGAGCCCAUUCAGACAGAUGCACAGGUUCUCAUCCCCCCUCCAGCUGUGGAUGAGAAACUGCAACGGGAGCUUCAGUACCACAAAUGUGGUAGCUAUAACGCUAAUGCACCGCUUGACAUGGAUCGGUGCUACCAACACAACAACUCAAAUCCCUUCCUGCAAAACAACUACAGCACUUCAGAUCAACCUAUAGGGCAUCCAGAACAGGAUAGACUCCCUGUAUCCUCUGUCCAUUCCUGGACUAAAGCUGAACCAGUGCAGCCCUCCAGCCACGACGAGUGUUGGCAUCGCCCUUCUUCUGGUCUCUAUGAGUCCAUGAACUCUACUUCACCUACUCCAUCCCACUUGUCAAUGUCUGCCAGCUAUCCCUCACUAGACCAAUUGAACCAGAUACCUCCACAAUCCAACUUUGACUGCUACCCCUCUUGGCCCGGUUACCCGGUGUCUGAUACAUCUGCUCCUGACAUGACCUCUGGGCGUCUCUUGAGCCCUUCUAAGAACGGCAUGGCUCAAGAUACAGGAUCUGUUUUCAUUCAGCAUGCGAGAGGCAUCCAGAUUGGAAACCACAAUAUGAUGACUAUCAGAGGUUUAGAGCCCUUCCAGAGUGCAUCUGCAUCUGCAUCUGCAAACAGUUCUCUUAUCAAAGAGGGCAUUCAGAAAUAUGAGGACCAUGCAGUGACUGAGGAGCACCUGGAUCUGCUGAGGGACAACAUUGGAAUCAGCUGGAAGCGUUGUGCACGUCUCCUGGGUCUGACCAAUGUGGAAGUAGAGACCAUAGAACACGGCUACCAACGUGACGGCCUGCCAGAGAUGGUGCACCAGAUGCUGGAGCGCUGGAAAAUGAAGGAGGGAAGUAUUGGCUGUACAAUUGGGAAGCUUUAUCAAGCGCUGCAAGGAAACGUAAAGUUGGAUGUCUUCCAGAAAAUGGUGGACACCUGCGCUGCUUCUUCCCCGGUCUCAUAACUUUUUUUUCCCCCCAUCUUCUACCAAGAUUAUCUCUAUUUUUCUAAUUAUGGGAAAAACAAAAUCGUUGUUAAUUUCAUACUUUGCCGUGUAGAAAAAUAACCUUAAGCGUAUUAUUCCACUUCCAGCACCUGAUAAUGUUAAGGUUCAAUCACAGCAAGGAAAAUCUGUUUCUCAGAAAUCAUCAAUUGUGUUAUGGAAUAAACUUUGACUGUUGCUUUAAUACUUUACCCCUAGUGCUCAUGCAGCACAGAUCUGUGCCGCAGGUGCACCCAUGGUAAAUUGCCAUGGGAAUAAUACACAACUCCUUAAAUGGACAUCAUGGGAGUGUGUGUUUAUAGGUCACGUAUUCAGGCUUUAAAAAACUUUUUUUUUUCUUCGUCUCGUUAUGUGUUGCGGAGCCAAAGUCAUGAUUCAUUUGAUGUCACAUUUUUAGUAGUGAUAAAAUAGCAAUAGUUGUGCAGAAGUCACAAAACUCUUUUUGUUCAUAAAAACAAGCCAAGUGGAAUUUGUGAAUUUCACAAAUUCUAUCCAAUUUUAAACAUUUUGAGCACACUACUCAAGUGUGUUUAUAUGGUUGGUGAAAAUUAAUUUUUUUGUUAAUUUUGUGCUGGAAAAAGAUACAAGACACUUUAUGUUGGACAUUCUUAUAGCCUCUGUAUAUACUGUAUGUUUGAAUAUAGUUAUGGAAAAAAACAGCCAAAAUACUCUGUGGGCUAAUGCUACAUUCAGGGACAAUCAUGUGAUGUGUGGUUAACAUUGAGUCCAGCCAAAACAAACAGAACAAGUAAAACCAACAAGUCUGAUAGAAGCUGAAAAAGGUGCUGUUGUGAAUACAGUUUCCCCCAUAACAGUAAAACAAAUGUACAUUUUAUUUUAUUUCAGCCCCAUCUGAACGUGUCAGACCCUCAGACCUGCUUCCAGGUCAGAAACAUUGUGGCACUGACUCUCAUUUAUAACGUAGGCCACUCCCACUUCACACAUGUGCUGGCAGUCACAAUAAUUAGCCUCCACCUGUUGGGAGUGAGCAAUCAGUCAAGGAGAGUUUGACAUUUUAUCCAUAGAUAAAACAGAAAAUGCUAACACAAAAAGUAUUUAUAAUAGAUAGUACAGACAAGGUUUUGUUAUCAAGCAGACAUGUCUUAAAUACCUUUUUAACUUUACUAUAUGUCAAAAAAACACUUAAGGUCAAUGUUCAGUCCAUGUAGUGACAGAGUUUUUAAAUGGUGAAUCCAAAAGUGUUCACUCCUUAAAAGUAAAACCUCCACGGAUAUUCAGAUGUUUAUAUUCAACAAAGUGUACUGCGACUGGAUAGUUCAUAUUUACGCGCUUAUGCCUCUCUGUUCUGCAAUUUGUGUUUUUGAUGUUCUGUUUUUAUGGCAAAUAUAAAUAUUUUUCCACACUUUAAUUCAUGUUCUUUAAUAAAUCUGUAAUUUACAUUGGAUUAUGACCUCAGAUCGUCAGAUGGAUUAUCAGAGAACAUGAAUGAAUGUAAUGACAAACCAUUUUCAGCAAAGAGGAUUUUAAAUAAAACUGUUGUUACUUAAUACAGAAAUACAGAACAUAAGGUUCUGAAAAACAAAGCCACAACUAAAAAGUAACUAUGUGGUAAGUUAUAGGUGUGUAAAACAAGUGCAUUAAAAAAAAAACAUGAAUUGCAGAACACAGAAGCAUGUUUGGUACAAAAAUAUGAACUAUUUAACUACAACUUUGUUGAAUUUAACCAUCUGGUUUCUGGUUUUGUAUAAUUGGCAUAUUUAUCUCCUUUGUAUACAGAAGUAGUACAUUUAAAAGGUGUUUUAUGUCACGUAUACUGAUGUUAAAACCUUGUCUGUGCAUCUAUUAAAAAACGUUUUUUGCAUUGGUAAAUUCAGUUUCUUUGUAAAACAGUCAAACUCUCACUCCUGGCUGAUUGCUCACUCCAAACAGGUGGGGGCUAAUUAAUGCCAUUGCCAGCACAUGUGUCAAGUGGGAGUGGCCUACGUUAUAAAUGAGAAUCAGUGCCACAAUGGUUCUGACCUGGAAGGAGGUCUGAGGGGCUGAGAGAAAUGUUUUUUUUUACUGUUUUGGGGGAAAUUGUGUUCGCAGCAGCACAUUAGACCACUUUUUGUCACAGUGUUUCUGGUCUUCAAGGAGACCUGAAGGCUGAAAUGUCAUCUCAGUGAAAAGUGUGCGAGACUUAUAUCGAUUUUUAGUGUUGUUUGUUAGUCAUCAACACCACAAGAUGAUGUGUGUUACUGUUUUCACUAUAGGUAAAAUGAAGUAGCUGUAAGGAUAUUCUCACAUAAGAAGUUACUUGUUGGCCCUGAAUGGUACCAAGUAUUUUUGGAUUUCAUAUCUCAUUUUAUUUCUUGACAUGUCACUCACUAUAUAUAUACCGGUUUUUUUUCACUGAUCUUUAUGCAACACUCUUUAUAAUAUGUGCAGCAGCACAAAAAACCUCUAAAUAAAUUGUUAACAUGU
Messenger RNA from Solea senegalensis (Senegalese sole), 4755 nucleotides. RefSeq names its product receptor (TNFRSF)-interacting serine-threonine kinase 1, like (gene ripk1l). Gene Ontology annotation, biological process: signal transduction; protein phosphorylation. The record is from RefSeq and is a predicted model, not a curated record. NCBI's taxonomy places the organism in Eukaryota, Metazoa, Chordata, Actinopteri, Pleuronectiformes, Soleidae. The coding region runs from base 247 to 2292 and encodes 681 amino acids. The transcript has 11 exons. Gene Ontology annotation, molecular function: protein binding; JUN kinase kinase kinase activity; ATP binding.